Molecule: messenger RNA, 1222 nt
Organism: Beta vulgaris subsp. vulgaris (sugar beet)
Lineage: Eukaryota; Viridiplantae; Streptophyta; Magnoliopsida; Caryophyllales; Amaranthaceae
Exons: 7
Coding region: 282-929 (215 amino acids)
Biological process (GO): cytoskeleton organization; cell surface receptor signaling pathway
Cellular component (GO): cytoplasm
Molecular function (GO): protein binding
Source: RefSeq, a predicted model, not a curated record
AAGCAACCCAUGCAUACAAAAUACAACUAGACCUAGAUAUAGAGCUAAUAAUAAUUGGUGAUUAGUGCAACAUGAGACUCUUUUGAUAAAAAAGGAAGUUGCUCAAAUUUAGCAACAACUCAAGAGCAGUACUUGAAUUCAAUUUCUUUGCCACUCCUCUUUUAUCGCUAACAAGUAACAACAAAUCAAAAUUUCUCCUCUUUCUUCUUCAACUCUCUCUUUUCUCUCUCCUCUUUCUCAAUCACACUGGCACCUGCGUAAUCUAUUCAACACUCACAAAGAUGGAGUUGGAUCCCAGACAAUACGAGAACGUUGAUGUUAGUGACAGUGACAGUCAUAACAUUGUGCUAUCAUAUCUCGUACAUAACUGCUUCAAAGAGACCGUGGAGUCCUUUAUUGGUAGUACAGGGAUAAAGCAGCCUGCUAAUUGUCUUGAAGAUAUUGACAGGAGAAAAAGAAUUAUCCAGUUUGCCUUAGAAGGCAGUUCUCUCAAAGCUAUUGAACUCACUGAAGAACUGGCUCCCGGUUUACUGGAGGAGAACAAGGAUUUGCACUUCGAUCUCUUGAGCCUCCAUUUUGUUGAGCUUGUGUGCUUGAGAAAAUGCACAGAAGCUCUUGAAUUUGCUCAAAAGAAGCUGACGCCUUUUGGCAAGGUGCAAAAGUAUGUAGAAAAGCUUGAGGAUUUUGUGGCUUUGCUUGCUUAUGAGGAACCAGAAAAAUCACCCAUGUUUCAUCUUGUUAGCCUAGACUAUAGACAAGAUGUUGCAGAUAAGUUAAAUCGGGCUAUUUUAGCUCAUGCCAAGCAGCCAAGCUAUUCAUCCUUGGAAAGGCUGAUUCAGCAGACGACAGUGGUUAGACAACGCUUGAAUCAAGAAAAUAGCAAGGAUGCUAUACCUCCAUUUUCUUUGAAGGAUUUCAUCAAAAGCUGAAAACAAAAGAAAAAAGAUUCGAAAAUAUCAAGCAAGCGCGCAAGCAAGGUGCAGAUCAGAGGUAAUGCAUAUGCUGACUGGUUGUUCGAAGCUAUGGUCAAUAAAACGAGUUUGCUGAUGGAGAUGUCCUUUGAACGUUGGUCUUCCUGUCAUUCACGUUCCGGUGGCUGAACAUAAAACCUUUAUUUUUAUGUACAGAUUGUAAAGUUGUCAUUAAACUUAAUAGUUCAGUGUAGUUCAUAAAAGUUUACUCUAAUUUGACUCAGAAGAGCAUGAUUGGAAUUUUAGCCCUC